Messenger RNA from Aureobasidium namibiae CBS 147.97, 420 nucleotides. Its product is annotated as mediator of RNA polymerase II transcription subunit 10. Gene Ontology annotation, cellular component: mediator complex. Gene Ontology annotation, molecular function: transcription coregulator activity. Gene Ontology annotation, biological process: regulation of transcription by RNA polymerase II. The record is from RefSeq and is a predicted model, not a curated record. The transcript has 3 exons. NCBI's taxonomy places the organism in Eukaryota, Fungi, Ascomycota, Dothideomycetes, Dothideales, Saccotheciaceae. Bases 1 to 420 code for a protein of 139 amino acids.
AUGGCUUCUACAGAUGGUCUUGACCAGGUCGAGGAGCAGCUCAAAGCCGUCAUCGACAAUUUGUACAUGCUCAUCUGCCAGGCCCAUGAGUUUCGCGGCUCGCAAACAACAGAGGCCAUGACCUUUGAGAUCAAACGUCUCAUCCAGAACUUGCUCUCUUUGUGCCAGUCCGCCCGCGUCCUUCCGACCAGUCUCCCGCCAGAGGUCAUCGAAUACGUAGAACGAUCGCGCAACCCCGACAUUUACACUCGCGAGUUCGUCGAAUUAGUACAGAGACUAAAUCAACAGCUCAAAGGCAGAAGCCAAGCUUUCGCCGACUUCAGAGACAUACUAGCAAGAGAGAUGACCGCCGCCCUGCCCGACUGCAAACAAGACAUCACAAUGGUCGUCGAAAGUACUGGAGCCAGAGCUCCGGCCUGA